This is a messenger RNA of Chelmon rostratus (copperband butterflyfish), 4074 nucleotides long. RefSeq names its product G protein-coupled receptor 158a (gene gpr158a). NCBI's taxonomy places the organism in Eukaryota, Metazoa, Chordata, Actinopteri, Chaetodontiformes, Chaetodontidae. Gene Ontology annotation, molecular function: G protein-coupled receptor activity. Gene Ontology annotation, cellular component: membrane. The transcript is spliced from 12 exons. The coding region runs from base 1 to 4074 and encodes 1357 amino acids. Gene Ontology annotation, biological process: G protein-coupled receptor signaling pathway. The record is from RefSeq and is a predicted model, not a curated record.
AUGGCUGUUUUCCGGCUGUUGCUGCUGCUGCAAGUGGGAUUUGUGAUCGGAUCAAACCAUAAAUACGCGGAAUGGUCAGCGCAUGGGAGCGAUAUCAGAGCACAGGAGGCGAUUCACGGCGCUCAGACGCACCGUCGGCAGCUGGCGCAUCUCCGUGCACCUCCUCAUCCACCCGGGGAGACGGCGGAGCUGCCGCAGAAAAUAGAGGAGCAUCUCCCCAGGGUGGUCACGGCUUUUCUCCACACGGGGGACUCGACCACCUUAAAGCACGCUAACUGCUCGCGGAGGUACGAGCUCACCUCUCUGCGGGGAAGGUCACAAGCCAGCCCGCAUCACUCCAUGAGCAGCGUGCUGGAUACGGUGCUGCACGCCACAAACUUCCUCAACAUGAUCCUGCAAGCCAACAGGUCCAGGGAGCAGAGUCUCCGGCGAGACAUUGAGUGGUACCAUGCCUUAGUCAGGAGUAUACUGGAGGGGGACGCCAAGAUUCACCGGGCGGUUGUCACUUUUAGCGCGGAUUCGUCCGUGGCGGGGCCCUCGGUGCUUCUCCAAGCCACCAGGGCCGGCGGAGAGAUAGUCCUCCAAGACCUUUCCAGCAUGGCCCACCACCAUCUGCACAACCACACCGCGGACACAGAGUGGUACCACGGGGUCAAAGACAAGAAGAAGCCCAGUUUCCAUAAGAGGGUGCUGAGCCAAGAUUUCAGAUCAGUCUCUUUAAAGAGAGGAGAGAGUUUUAUCCCGGACAAGACGCACGUCAAGUGGUCUGCGCCCUACCUGGAGUGUGAAAAUGGGAAUUUUGUCCCCCGUUGGCUUCUGACCUUAUCGGCUGCCUUCUAUGGCCUGAAGCCCAACCUGGCUCCUGAAUUCAGGGGUGUGGUGCGCGUUGACAUUAAUCUACAGGAUGUUGAUAUCGACCAGUGCUCCACUGACGGCUGGUUUGCUGGAACUCAUCGAUGCAACACGACCACUAUGGAGUGUUUGCCGAUCCACGGUCAUGGAUUCGUCUUGGACAAGUACAAGUGCCACUGCAAGAAAGGAUUCUACCACCCCAACAGAGUAGCUGUCAACGGCUUCACCAAUAUGGGGAAAAUGGGAAAAGCUGCAGACAACGGUCCCAAUGCAGACGAGGGGUCAUCCAGCGACUGCCUGCCAUGCCAGCAGGGCUGUGCCUUCUGCAAAGACGACACCCCCUGUGUGGCACGAGAGGACGGCGCUCUUCGCAUGGCCGUGCUCUCCUUCCAAUGCCUCUGUUUGCUGAUCGUCUUCGUUAGCAUGGUACUCAUCUACCACUUUCGCAGGAAUAAGAGUAUCAGAGCAUCAGGACUAGUCCUACUGGAGGCCAUCCUGUGUGGAGCUCUGCUUCUCUACUUUCCGGUUGGGAUUCUCUAUUUCCAGCCGAGUGUUUUCCGCUGCAUCCUGCUGCGAUGGGUUCGACUGCUCGGUUUCGCUACCGUCUACGGGACACUGACGCUUAAGUUAUACAGGGUGCUGAAGGUGUUCCUGUCCCGCACAGCCCAGAGGAUCCCCUAUAUGACCAGCUGCCGAGUGUUGCGUCUGCUGGCCAUCAUCCUGCUCAUCGUCUGCUGGUUCCUGGUAGCUUGGACAUCUGCCGUCUGUCAGAACCCGGACAGGAAGUUGGCUCUCAUCGACGUGGGCUACACGCCCGACGGGCUGCAGUUCAGUAUGUGCCUGCUGGAUCGCUGGGACUACAUGAUGGCUGUCGCUGAGUUCCUCUUCCUGCUGUGGGCAGUCUACCUGUGUUACGCUGUGAGGACGGUGCCGUCAGCGUUCCACGAGCCUCGCUACAUGGCCAUCGCUGUUCACAACGAACUUGUCCUGUCAGCGAUAUUCUAUGUCAUCAGGUUCACUCUUGCUCCGGAGCUCCAUCCAGACUGGAUGCUGCUGCUGUUCUUCACCCACACCCACUUAACUGUAACAGUCACACUGGGUCUCCUACUCAUCCCUAAGUUCCUGUUUGCUGGCACCCACAUGAGAGAUGAUAUAGCCUCUGAGGCCUAUGAGGAUGAGCUGGAUAUGGGUCGUUCUGGGUCAUAUCUCAAUAGUAGCAUCACAUCAGCGUGGAGCGAACACAGUCUGGAUCCUGAGGACAUUCGGACACCUGAAGAAAUGGGCCAUCUCAGUUCUAUUAAUGGCUGUGGCGUAAGGUCUUGCGACAGUCUUUGGGAAAAACGUACCAACGAGGAGUUGAAGAAACUUUAUUCCCAAUUGGAGAUUUACAAGAGGAAGAAGAUGCUGGCAAACAACCCUCAUCUCCAGAAGAAGCGGAGCUCCAAAAAAGGGCUGGGUCGCUCACUGAUGAGACGCAUCACUGAGAUUCCAGAAUCGGUGCACCGGCAAUGCAGCCGUGAAGACAAGGAUGCUGGAGAGCACGGGAGCAACCGUAACAGCAUCUGCAUGUUGAAGAAGAACCCCUUUGAGCCAACUCACACAGGAAAGCCAGCGAAGGAGGAGACACUAAAGAACAAGGUUUUCUCCCUCAAGAAGUCCCACAGCAGCUACGAUCACGUCCGUGACCAGAGUGAAGACUCCAACAGCUCAACAACGGACAAGAUGGAUGUGACCACCGCAGAAGGAUCCCUCCUGGAUACACUUAUGGGCAAGAAGUUGGUCAAGAAGAAGUCAAGUGAGAAUAUAAAUGCCCCCAGUGAAUCUACAGAAUCAGUUCCCCUGGUCUGCAAGUCAGCCAGCGCCCAUAACCUCACUGCAGACAAGAAACCAAUUCAUCCAAGAGCAUCCAUGCUGCAGAAGUCCCUCAGUGUCAUUGCCAGUGCCAAAGAGAAGACUUUAGGCUUGACAGGAAAGACCCAGACCACAGAGGACAGCAAUAAGAAGAGUCAGCCAAAGGGCAAGGACACAAAUGCCAAUGCAGAACCAGAAAAUGAAUGCCAACCCAAGAUGAUUAUUAGCCAGUCGGUUGAGUACAAACAGAGUGCAGCAAAAGGCAGGAUCAUGAAACAGCCAGUGGGUGGCAGCCAGCCUGCAAUCUGUUCCGAUCCAGCCAAGGGAAAGGACCUCUAUGAUCUCUCAGAAGUGUGUCCCUGGGAAGUGGAGGAUCUCCCAACUCCGUCUGAAAACAAGGUCCAAAAGCAUGUAUCCAUAGCACCAAAGGAAACCACAACAGUUCACGGAGGUAGCACCAAGGGAGCCAAAUCUCAGCAGCAGAAGCAGAAAGCUUCAGAUCAAUCUCCAUCGAGUGGCAGGCAUUCAAAGGAAAUUCAGAGGACAACUGCUGUACGAGCAGAGAUAUGUCCGUGGGAAGAUGGAAGUGAAAGUCAAGGCAGUCAAGUGGAAGGCUCGAAGCAACAAAUAUACAGUCAGGCAAGCAAACCUGCCAAUACCCAGCAGCCUCAUUGUGCAACAGAGAGCUUCAAAGCACAUCGGGUAGACGUUUGUCCAUGGGACUUCGAAGAGGCCCAAAAGACAACAGAUUUAGCUCAUUCACCAGAUAUGUCAAAACAAAGAAAAGGCACCUCUCCUGUGGAUGGGAAAGGGAGAAGUACCCUUUCAGAUCCAUCCAAAAUAGGAGGCUCACUCCAACCACCAUCUACAAAAGCUGAUGUAUGUCCAUGGGACUACGACAGCACUGCCGUAUCUCCAACUUCUGGACAGAGGACACCUAGUCCCUCUCGAGCAUCCAAAAACAAGGAAUCCCCUUCGAAAAAGAAGGGUGCCACUUUCACAAGAACAGUUGAGAAAGAGAAAUCAAAAGACGCUGAUGAUGAGAAAAGUAGAACAAAAGCUAAGGACAAGAGUAAAUCUUCAGAGAAAAAUGUGAGCCAACAAAAAAUGGCUGAGGUAUGCCCGUGGGAUGUAGAGAGUCAUCAGGAAGUGCCAAUGGUAGAAAAAAGGAAAAGUGCGAAUGUUGGAGCAGCCAAAGCAAAGCCGGCGGAAGUCUGUCCGUGGGAUUUUGAGGAUACGUCAGAUCAAAAAGGUAUAGACAAAAGUGCUUCUGUCGGGAAACAGAGCAAUCCUAAAGUUCUAAGUGCUGCUAAGAAGGCAGAUGUUUGUCCCUGGGACUUUGAGGAUAGCACUUCGAGCAAGAAGGCAUGA